UCUAGGUGAACCUGCUUCUGCAGGGGGUUGGACUAGAUGAUCUUUAAAGGUCCCUUCCAACCCCUACCAUUCUAUGAUUCUACGGUGAGGGGACUGUGGUGUCUUCAGAAGUUAAGGUGCAGAAGGAGCACGGCUUAGCUCCUUGCUGUCUCCUCAGCGCUUGCAUGAGGGGACCUUGGGAUUGAAUGUCCUGGGGAACGCCUCUCUGAGGAGAUAUGGCUCAAGGAAGGGGCUAGUUUGAUUAUGGGGCUGUGAGCCCCCCCUGCCGUGGUCCUAUGGAGUGAGGUGUUCCCAUGGCGCUGACAUCUCUGCUUGACUUCAAGCUCCUGCUGAUGUUGAAGACUCUCUUCUCUUGAUUGUGAAUGGUGGUUUUAGUUCUCCACUGAAGCCUUCCCUCAAGACUCCCUGCUGCUUCGGAGCACCUUCCAAAUGUGUGCUGUCAUUUGAUGGCUUCAGUACCAUCCCUGGAUGGAGACUUGCUCCCAGGCUUGCCAUUUUUCAGUUGUGUGGGUGCUGACGCCAACGUCACGGCCAGCCAUGGCACAGAGGAGCUCACCUGCGGCCCGGCUGAGAGCUGCACGGGGAACGUAACGCAGCUGAGGCGGCAGAGUCACUUCUCCAGGUGCCCGGAGGAGUACAAGCACUACUGCGUCAAAGGGAGAUGCCGUUUCCUCGUGGCCGAGCAGGCGCCCGCUUGUGUGUGUGAGCGAGGAUACACGGGGGCUCGCUGCGAGAGGGUGGACAUCUUCUACCUGCGAGGUGACCAAGGCCAGAUCGUCAUCAUCUCCUUGAUUGCCGCCAUCGUCACCCUCAUCAUCCUCAUCGUCUGUGCCUGCCUCUGCAGUUACCACUGUCGGAAGCAGCGCAGGAAGAGAAAGGCAGAAGAGAUGGAGACACUGAACAAGACUUUGCCUUCCAAAGGCGAGGACGUGGUGGAGACGGGCAUCGUGUGAAGGAGCUCCAGGAACCUGCAGGCGGGUCCCGGACGGCAGCACCGGCUGGCUCGAUGGGCGAGGGAUAAAACUUACAACCGGCUGAAUAAAG
Molecule: messenger RNA, 1044 nt
Organism: Colius striatus (speckled mousebird)
Lineage: Eukaryota; Metazoa; Chordata; Aves; Coliiformes; Coliidae
Gene: BTC
Product: betacellulin
Exons: 6
Coding region: 447-953 (168 amino acids)
Biological process (GO): positive regulation of cell population proliferation; positive regulation of mitotic nuclear division; epidermal growth factor receptor signaling pathway
Source: RefSeq, a predicted model, not a curated record